UUUGAGCUAGUUGGUUAGCAACAUAACAUUGAACGUAAGCUAACGUUGCCGUUACUUGUCAAUGGAGCUGGUUUCACGUCUCCAGAUGUAGUCUGGACUAGUUCAUGUUAUCCUUCGUCCUGCAAACAUCAGUAGAAAGGUGGUUUUCCGCGUUAAUACGAUAAUAAGAAUAAUAUAAAUGCACCGUUAGUGCCUUGUUUUUGUAGAUCUAUAGUCACGAGGCAUAUGGUAAUUUAAUGCCAAAGUCAACAGUUUGUUUGAUCAUGUUUUGAACGCCACGAUGCUGAAAAAGGUACAGUCACCCAAAGACAUCUCUGAAAGAAAGUCCUGUGGGGAUCUUUAAACCCUGAAUCCUGAACGUCUUGCGUUAGGUUGAACAAAUGUAUUGACCUAGUUCCAACAACUGACCAAAGUUCAUGAAACGGACUCAUUAGCACUACCGAAGUGACUGUGGACAAAAGCUGUGAAAACUGAAGUGACUGAUUUCUGCUUACAGCUCGGGUCAGGUGUAUGUGGAGUUUGAUGAUGGGUUUCUGGCAGCCGCUGACCAACCUUCGGGAUUAUGUAUCCCAGAAUCCUCCAGGAGUUACAUUUUUCCUGUGUCUGUUGACUCUGUCUAUAUCCUUUAUCUGCCUCAGCUCUUACAGCUACACACACACUCUGCCUAACCCUGACACAGCAACGGACUGGAACCAUCUCCUGUCCUCAUUGUCUCAGUUCCAGCUGUGUGUGAAAGCCAACGCAAGUUCAUCUGAGCGUGUGUUGCCAGUCCCCCCUGCUCUGAUGGAUAGAGACACUUCAGUUAACACUACAAAGACUCCCUCUCUCACCACUCUGCGUGUCAAGGUUCCUCUGACUGUGACUACUAGCUCAAACGGUGGCUCUCUGAAAGACCUUGCUUUACACACUGCCUUGAGAGCCAGUCAACUACAUCUUGGAGGCAAGGAGAUUGUUAAUGUGACUCUUGAGUUUUUGUCUGGAAAUGAUACCUACACUUGUCUCACCAUAAGUGCUCCAGCGCACCUCCUGCCCAUGAGUCUACUUCCGCCAGAGUGCCCUGUAUUUGAGAAAAACCUUUCACCCAUCCAUGUGGAAGCGGGCAACCAGCGGCCUACAGCAUCACAAACCUGCUACAGUCUGCACUCAAUCAAUGACCCUACUCUCACUGUCAUGUUAACACAGGACGAGCAGAGCGUUGCAGUGCGACAUCUGUUGGAAUUCAGUGUGUGUCUCCUCGCAGUUUGCUUGAUACUCUGUGUAGCUGCUAGUUCGACACAUUCACUAAUACGCCGCUACCACUGGAGUGGAAUGGAUCCGCAAAAUAAAGAGCCCUUGAUUGAUACCUGAACAUUUUUCAUCCGCUGCGUCCUAAAGAAAUCAGUUGGUGGUGGAGAGAUAAGGGCGAUUUGUUUCAUUUCUUUUAAUGGGGCACCCCACCCAUUUUACAUAAAAAACAGUUUACACGUCAUCAGGAGUAAGUACUACUCAGCCUAAUGUCUUCUGUAGCUCUGGAGGCAGCUUGUUAAAGCCUGAGAAAUGAACCCUGGGAAUGUCAUGAGCGUUAUCUCUGCCUGGGUUUGAAGACUAGAUAUUUAUGUAGCAUUCAGCGAAGUGAAAAUAUUUCAGCUUCUGCUAAAUCAAUUCUGAACAUUUCUAAUACGUCUCACAAGUUUCUCAACUUUAUGAAAGUGCAAUACUUAAUCAGUGGUGCAUCCCUGUUAUAUUGGAAUAUUAUACAACAUUCAAGUGAGAAACAUGGUUGUGAUAGAGGAGUUAUAUAGUAUAUUAAGUAAAUUGGCAAUACAGGCCAUUUGUAUUGUUAAUAAGAACCAGUGUUAUGAACUGACAUGUCAUCUAGACUCUGUGAGUAACUCGGUCUGUCCAGGAGCUCAGAAACAGAUAACUGGUCAAGAAGGUAUCCUGUUUUCAAACAUAAUUUUCACAGCUUUAUCAGAGCGAAACAUUAAUAGUAAAAAUAUAUAUAACGGGUUACGAAUCUGACCGGGAAGGUAAGGACCUUUACAUUGAGUGUUUUUUUUACAAGUACCCAACACCUGUUUCAUUUGUUGUUCUGCCAAAUGAAGGAAAGCUAUUAAUGUAACCCUUUAGGCUUGAUCGAUGCACACACAGUAUUGGUUAUUAUACACUUUUGCAGGGACUCAUCUAAAUUACAAUGAAGUCAAAAACCUCACAAACUUGGCUACUUUUCUGAAUGUCCCCUCUUGGGAUCAAUAAAGGUUUAUGUUUUGUGGAGCUCAGGAGCAGCAAUGGAAUAGGGAGGAAAUCUGAAUUUUAAUUUAUGGUUUUAAUGUUUCAUUACUGUUUAGCAUUUUUAUUGAGGGAUUGUUAUUUUUAUUUUAUUUUAUUCCGGAAGGUAUUGGUUUCUUUUUAAUGCAGUAUGAAUAUCAACCAGCUGAGACUUACUGUGCUUUACAUCUGUUAACAUGUGCCAGCUUCAUCUUUGUCAAAACGUCCUUAUUGUGUAGAAAUACACAACGGAGUCAACCCACUGCCAAAUGUGUCUGUAUUGUCAAUUUUGAUCAGUUGUCAAACACACAAUAAACAAAAUGUUCUGCUGUAAA
Molecule: messenger RNA, 2582 nt
Organism: Anarrhichthys ocellatus (wolf-eel)
Lineage: Eukaryota; Metazoa; Chordata; Actinopteri; Perciformes; Anarhichadidae
Product: transmembrane protein 248
Exons: 6
Coding region: 511-1347 (278 amino acids)
Source: RefSeq, a predicted model, not a curated record